GUGUUAAUCAACCUGAGCCGUUACCAAUCUGUCAAGCGUAUUUGCCUCCAAGUUUUACCGCCUCUGAUAGCCCUCUUUUCUCAUGCAGCUGCAUGGCGCAGUACUUCUCAUUGACAGCGAGGAGCCGGGAUCAAUAUUUGACUCCUCCUCAUUCUAUAUCCCAGCGCCGCCAGCCCUGUUUCUUGUUUCCCUUGUGCGGUUUCUUUCACGUCUAUAACGUCGGGUUUGCAUCAUGGUCUAGUUAAAGGAGUGCCGUUCCUCACAGCUCACAUCAAGCCGGUGAUCAUGCCGGAACGCAAUCUUCGCCUCCUGUCGCUUGACGGGGGCGGGGUUCGCGGGCUGUCCUCGCUUAUCAUCCUGCAGCAACUCAUGUCCACUAUCAACCGCGACCAUCCUCCCAAGCCUUGUGACUAUUUCGACCUGAUCGGCGGCACCAGCACUGGAGGAAUUAUUGCGUUAAUGCUAGGUCGCUUGCGCAUGGGCGUUGACGAAUGCAUAGAUGCUUAUGUGGCGUUGUCGGAUAAUGUCUUUAAGAAGCGUAGACAUCGGCUCACGCUUAAAGGCAAAAUCCAAGGCCGUUUUGAUAAGUUGGCUUUAGAAAAGGCUAUAAAGUUGGUCUUGGUGGAGCAUGGGUUCAACGAAGAUGAACUACUUCGGGACAACUCUGAUUCAGUUUGUAAAGUUGCGGUCUACGCAACCUGUAAAGAGACUGGAGAUGUUGUUUGCUUCAAGUCAUACCAGGCUACGUCGGUCAACUCACACCUCUUCAAUUCAACAAAGAUCUGGGAAGCCUGUAGGGCCACAUCCGCCGCUACCUCAUUCUUUGAUCCAAUCACCAUUGGGCCCUUUGGGGAAAGUUUCGUCGACGCAGCAGCUGUGGGUGUCAACAACCCAGUGUACUCUGUAUGGAAUGAAGCACAGGAGAUUUGGGGUGCUGACCACCUCGCCGAAAAUCUCAACUGUUUUAUAUCCAUAGGAACUGGCAUGCCGGGUCUUAAACCAUUCAGGGACACCAUUUUUCACAUCAGCAAGACUCUUGCUGCAAUUGCGACGGAAACUGAGAAGACUGCGGAAAGAUUUCGAUGUGAUAAGUUCAAGUUGGCCGAGGAUGGACUAUACUAUCGGUUCAGUGUGAUGAAAGGUUUAGAGACUGUUGGGUUGCAAGAAGCGGUCAAAAAAGCUGAGAUCGCUGCCGUUACUCUGCGAUAUAUUCAGUCGCAAGAAGUCUUUCGGCAGUUCGGCGCCUGUGUUUUGAGAAUGUCGAAAACGAGUCCAGUCGAGAGCAAUACAAGCAUAUCCGCUCAAGUACCUCACGGGUUAUUGCAGACUGACUUUCCGCCAAGAGCGGACGAGCCUACCACCAUAGACCGACCGGCAGAGAGGUCUCAAGAAUUUCAGGGAAGCCUUAGUCUUGCAGGCGUGCCAAUAACGCAGAACUUCGUUCCUCGUUCGGCAGACACUGCAGAAAUGGAGCAGGUUCUCCUGUCUGAUCGGAGAUUUUCUGAACAGACCGUAUAUGUCCUCCACGGCCUCGGAGGCAUGGGGAAGACAACGCUUGCUGCUGACUUUGUUCGGAAACAUCACACCAAGUUUUCUGCUGUAUUCUGGCUAGACGGGAGAACCGAACAGAAUUUGAAGCGCAGCAUUGCGAUGUGUGCGAUUCGAAUCCCAGACCAGGCCAUAUCAGAGCAGAGCCGCAAGGACUUAUCGCAUGGCGAUGUUAGCGUCGAUGUUGUUCUCACUAGAGUCAUGAGUUGGCUUGAGCAAUCAGGCAAUUCAUCGUGGCUGCUCAUCUUCGAUAAUGUCAAUAAAGACGCCCACAAUCAAGAUGAAGAUGACUAUGAUUUAUCUCGUUAUUUCCCCGCUUCCCAUGGAUCGAUAUUGGUCACAACUAGGCUCUCACGCCUUGCGCAACUAGGCUCGUCCGGAAGACUGGACAAAGCGAAAGACGUGGAAGCUCGUUCCAUUUUCGAAAAAUGGUAUGGAAGCGAGUUAUGCGACGUAAACAUCGAUAGACUUCUUAGGGAGCUCGAUGGGCUGCCACUGGCUGUGGCUCAAGCUGCUGCGUAUCUUCGGGAGACAGAUAUGAAAUUCGCAGAUUACUUGCUAUACUACAAAAAGCAAUGGAAAGAUUUGAUGGAAUACCAGGGGGCUUCGAUACUCUACCAUGCUAACCGGAAUAUAGCUACUACCUGGUUGAUAUCGCUUCGGACAAUACAGGCGAAGAACCCGGAUUCCAUUAACUUGCUCCGUGUUUGGGCGUUUUUGGACAACAAGUCUAUGUUCUAUGGACUUCUCAGUGGAGCGGCCAAGGCCAGUAGCAACGUAUUCCCAGAAUGGCUUCGGGCCCUCGCAACGGACAAGCUCAAGUUCAUCGAAGCUACCAGGCUGCUGUUGAGUCACUCCAUGAUCGAGAUGAUUCAAGGAGACUCUGUCUGCUAUUCCGUACACCCAGUGGUCCAUAGGUGUGCAGCUGAAGUUGAUCUAACAAAACCCGAACAACUUGAGUUCCUUAAAACAGCGAUCUCGCUAGUUGGGCUAGCUGUGCCCGAAACAAAGAACUCGGACUAUUGGACGGUAUCCCGGAAGCUACUUCCACAUGCUACCUUCUGCUCACAGCUGCUUCUUUCGGCGCAAGACCGACUCGGUGAAAAGGUGGAGGCUUCCUAUGGCCAUCAGCCAACUGAUGACCUUCAAUCAACCGAGGGGAAGAUUGAAAUUUCCCCUAUAGCCGAAGCAGCGCAUCGCUUGGCAGACUUCCACCGAACUCAUGGGAACUUGCUAUUAGCUUAUGAUUUAUACAAGUAUACGCUUGAAAGCAAGAAGUCCACUGGUGGCCCGAAGCACUUGUCGACGCUGGACACUGUGAACAACCUGGGUGUGCUUUGCCAAGGUUUGGGAAAACUUGAUGAAGCGGAAUCUAUGUGUGUUGAAGCGUUGCAAGGCAGAGAGGAGCUUCUAGGACCCGACCACAUGGCCACACUUGGCUCCGCUAACAACCUCGCACUAGUAUACCUCGACAAAGAUAAACUCGAGCAGGCUGAGAAUUUGUUCCGGCGCGCUUUCAAGACUCGAGUAGAAGUCCUUGGGCUGACUCAUCUUUAUACGCUCAGGGUUUGGGCGAACCUUGGCCUAGUCUACACGAAGAAAGGUGAUUUCAACGAGGCAGAAGCCACGUUACAACAAGUUUUAAAGGGGUACGAGAUGACGAUCGGGCCCGACCAUACCUACACGCUUCGCGUGGUCAACAGUCUGGGACACAUUUUCGAAGACCAAGGAAGGUUGGCGGAGGCGGAAGAGAUGUAUAUGCGAACGCUUGCUGGACGUCGGACGAAUAUUGGGCCUGAUCAUAUCUUGACUCUGCAUACCAUUAAUGAUUUGGGCCACCUCUACCUGCGCCAAGGGAAGCUAGACAAAGCUGAAGAGAACUUAAAAGUUGUCAUGGAAGCGAGGAUCAGGGUUCUUGGUCCAGACAAUGAGUCGACGACGGAGUCGGUAGUUGAUUUAGUCAUGUUUUACUUAGACCAUAAUCGACUGGAAGAGGCAUUAUGUCUUACUAAAAAGGCAAAGGCGCGUAUGAAGAGGUUGAAAGAGCAAUUAGAAGAAUCAAUAAUCGCGCCCGACAGUCGAGUCGGGGAAGAGGAGAAAAAGAAAAUGCUGUCAUUACUUGGACACGAGGACACUACGGAUAAUGCAGUCAGUGAUAGCAUUUCUGCCUCGCAGGAACAAGAAGGCGGCUAUUAUAGGGAGUAUUUACAAUGUAAGUUACCCCGUUGGUGUUUACUCCACGUCAUGUCCAAGCAGAUCAGCCUCCGGCUUUUCGAGUUUGACUUCACUAACCCUCGUACGCGUCAGCUUUUUGCCGCCGUCGUGGGUGGCCAGAUCCCGCUUACGAAUGUUAUAAAGACGCGAGUGGCUAUUCAUGUCUAGUUUUAGUGAACGGACGCGAGUACACAACAGACCUCACCUACGGCUCGCCUGCAUUGGCAAUGGAGAACGCGGCCAUGAGAGCAUUCAUGAUAGUGCGGAAUUUUUCACUCAAUGGUGCAAUGCUCGCGCGGAAUGGAAUAAUUCAGGGACUUCCAGCCAUUAAGUACGGGAGAAGAAAGAAGCCUGGACAGUCACUCUUACAUACACAAUCUCCAUAUCGUGGUGCUCGACGUACUCGUCGAAGACGAUUGGGGAGCCGAGGUAAUCAUUCUAGCUCUAGCUCGGAGGCUGCUUCGUCAGUCUCUAGUUUGGUUUCCAAUAAGUCUGAAAAUUCGAUGGUGAUGUUGUAGAUUUGUAAGUUGGAAGGUUGGUGGGUUGGCUACUUACAUAGCUGUACGUGACGUAUAGAUCUGUAGAGACCCCCCUACCCGAACACAGCAAAUAAUAAUUUAAUGACUUUAUUACUUUAAAUAUUAGCUAAGUAUAUACUUUAUAGUAUAAAAAUAGCCUUAAUUUAAUAAUUUUAUUUAAA
Xylaria bambusicola is the source of this 4462-nucleotide messenger RNA. RefSeq lists its product as uncharacterized. NCBI's taxonomy places the organism in Eukaryota, Fungi, Ascomycota, Sordariomycetes, Xylariales, Xylariaceae. Gene Ontology annotation, molecular function: ADP binding; protein binding. The record is from RefSeq and is a predicted model, not a curated record. Gene Ontology annotation, biological process: lipid metabolic process. The transcript is spliced from 5 exons. Bases 286 to 3930 code for a protein of 1214 amino acids.